GGUUAGUAGCCAAACUGAGUUUGUAGAUUCCAAUUUGUUAUGACUUUGACCCCAAUUCGUAGAACAUUACUGAUUUUCCAAGUUAACAUGUCUUCAUUAUCAAAUAGUUUAUUGAUACCAGUUGAAGUCCGCGGUAUGAAGUGCCUAGAUCGCAAGAAAUUCUCACGUAUUGUUAUUCUGCCGAUUCUAAAAAUACCGGAUGAAAAACUGUCGAAAAUAACUCAAAUAUGUAAAUCUUACUUCCUUAAACUAUCAAAUUUUAUGCCAGUGCAAAUUUUACAAGAGAAAAAUAGUGAAAAUUUUAAUAAAUGCAUUUAUUUGAAUCCUGACAAAGUUUCUAAAUGGCUGGACAUAUCAGAAGCUGACCGCACACUCCUCAAGCAGCUUAACAUUGCCGAUGAUAAUUUUGAUAAAAAGGAGGUCCAGUUAAACUAUGACAAUUUCAAACAUGAUGAGAUUUUCAAAGCAAUUUUACCCGAGAAUGAAGAGGUAGUAAGUGGGUUUUCUCAAAUUGGUCACAUAAUACAUCUCAAUUUACGAGAUCACCUAUUAGAAUAUCGUUCACUUAUUGGAGAAGUUCUAGUUGACAAAAUAAAAACCUGUCGCACAGCAGUUAAUAAGAGUAGCUUUAUUGAUAACACUUAUAGGAACUUCAGUAUGGAAGUAAUUGCUGGCGAAGAAGACUUCUUAGUAACCGUAAAAGAGAACAGAUGUAUUUUCCAAUUUGACUUUUCAAAAGUAUAUUGGAACCCGAGGCUAUGUAAAGAACAUGAAAGAAUUUUGGAGUUUCUGAAACCUGGGGAUAUUUUAUUUGAUGUGUUUUGCGGGGUUGGUCCAUUUGCUGUUCCUGCAGCAAAAAAGAAAUGCAGAGUUUUUGCCAAUGAUUUAAAUCCAGACUCAUUUAAAUGGCUUAACCAUAAUGCUAAACAAAAUAAAGUCAAUAUGAGCCUUUUUAAAUCGUUUAACAUAGAUGGUACAGAUUUUAUAUGCAAUACAUUCAGAAACUUCAUAAUUGAUUAUUGUAAUGGUACUGAAAAGCUUGAAAAUGGUUCAAAAAUAUGUGUUACCAUGAAUUUACCAGGAAUGGCAGUUGAAUUUUUGAAACAUUUCGUUGGCUUAAUUGAAGAUGAAAAACUUAAAGAUAAAUUUGAUGGUAGAAUUGUGGUAUAUGUUUAUUGCUUUGCCCUUGGAGAUGAUCCUUAUUCAAUUGCCAAGAAAAUGGUUUGUGAUAAUAUUGGAGCCGACGUAACUUCAUCCAUUACAGAUGUGUUUGAUGUCAGGAAUGUUGCACCGAAGAAAGAAAUUAUGCGAGUGACUUUUAAUUUGACUAAGGAAAUCCUUUUUUCAAGUAGUAAAAAAGAACUAAGUGGUGAACCACCUAAUAAAAAACAUUGUAAAAAUAUAAUUUUUGAUAAUUAGUGAUUAUACACUAAAUAACUGUAUAGAAUAACUAUUGUUUGUAUAUUUUUUCUAAGAUUAUAAAUCAUAGAUUCUAUUGAAUAAAUAGAUGGAAUGUUA
Molecule: messenger RNA, 1518 nt
Organism: Pararge aegeria (speckled wood butterfly)
Lineage: Eukaryota; Metazoa; Arthropoda; Insecta; Lepidoptera; Nymphalidae
Product: tRNA (guanine(37)-N1)-methyltransferase
Exons: 1
Coding region: 40-1419 (459 amino acids)
Biological process (GO): mitochondrial tRNA methylation; tRNA N1-guanine methylation
Cellular component (GO): cytoplasm; mitochondrial matrix
Source: RefSeq, a predicted model, not a curated record